GAGUACUUGCCUUGAAUUUACAGGAAGUAUCAUACAACUGGUUGUACAGUAUACAUUUCGGACACAAGGGCCCUUGCCCCUAAGUUGCAUGCCUUCUUUCACCAAGUUUUCCAAGUGAAAAUCUUGCAAGAGGAGUGUUCAUAUCCAAGAUUUCAAUCAAGGGGAAUGCUUUACCCUCAAUGUUCUUGGGCCCUUUGUGUAGUUGUUCCUUACAUGGAUAUGCUAACACUUUAUAAGGAAUUAUCCACCCUUUAACUCGCGGUCAAGAGGGCUAGCGGGACAAUCUCAGGCUCUGGACCUAAGUGUGUCUAUAUGACUCACUUGUCUCGUGGGAGAAACACAUUCGCGAAGAAGCUCUCUCUUCAGAUACUGCUGAGCACUCAAUGAGAUUCUUCAUACGUUGCACGAACUCGAAGAAACUCCCAAUCGAACCCCCGCCAACCCUUUUACCCACGGCGGCUCUGCCCCUCGCCGCCGCCAACAUCAUCUCUCUUGCCCUUUUCACAGUAUAAUAUAGAAGGGGCUGAUCAAUGGAAAAUCGAGGCCAAAAGAGAACAGAUACUGAUGAUGAGCUUCCGGCUGAUAAGAGAGCAUGUAGUUCAUUAGAGUUUAGGGCAAGUUCAUCAAACUCAUCAGCUCAAACAACCCCUUGUGAAGGUCAUGGGAUUGAAAUGGAAACAUCAUCUACAACUUCAGGAUCAAAUCAUUCAGAUGGAGAAGGUGAAAGGGAAUCUACUUAUGGAUCUUGUGACUCUGACAGCUAUAGAGAAUACUACAAUCAAAGAUCAUCGGGUGAUCAAAGCAAAUUCAAGAAUAUUCUUUUGAGCUUAACUGAGGAGAGCGAAGAAUCAGUGCAAUUGGUUGCGCUUAAUGAACUGUGCGAAUUGUUAUCGUUUUGUUCUGGUAGUUCCCUUUCAAGCCUAAUGACGGAUUCAUUCUCUCCUGUCUUAGUCAGAUUGGCUAGGCACGAGAAUAAUCCUGAUAUAAUGCUGCUCGCAAUCAGGUCUUUAACUUAUUUGUGUGAUGUCCAUUCUCGGUCUUCGGCGUUUCUUGUUAGACAUGAUGUUGUCCCUGCUCUUUGUCAAAGACUUUUGGCUAUCGAGUACUUGGAUGUGGCUGAACAAUGCUUGCAAGCACUGGAAAAAAUUUCACGUGAACAACCACUUGCUUGUUUGCAAUCAGGGGCAAUAAUGGCUGUUUUAAAUUAUAUUGAUUUCUUCUCAACAAGUGUGCAGAGGGUUGCAAUUUCAACAGUUGUAAAUAUAUGUAAAAAGCUUCCAUCCGAUAAUCCCUCACCUUUCAUGGAAGCAGUUCCAAUACUGUGUAAUCUUCUCCAGUACGAGGAUAAACAGCUUGUUGAAAGUGUGGCUAGUUGCUUGAUAAAGAUAGUCGAACAAGUGUGCCACUCUUCUGAGAUGCUUGAGGAACUUUGUAAUCAUGGACUAGUUCAACAGGCCACACAUCUAAUAGACUUGAAUAGCCGAACUACUUUGUGCCGACCAGUUUACAUUAAAUUAAUAGGGUUACUUGUAAGACUGGCUUCUGGUUCUGUUUUGGCCGUCAAGACACUCUUUGAUCUUAAUAUAAGCAGCAUAAUAUGUAAUAUAAUGUCCACCUAUGAUCUUUCCCAUGGAGCGCCUUCAACUCCCAUGGUUGAUGGGCAAUGCAAUCAGGUACAUGAAGUUCUGAAGUUGUUACAUGAGCUCCUACCUCCUAUAUCCCGGGAACAUGACACCCACAAAACCACUGACAAGGAAUGUUUUCUGAUGAGCCGCCUUGAUCUAUUGCAGAAAUUUGGAAUUGAUUUACUUCCUGUUCUGCUUCAGGUGGUUAAUUCUGGGGCAAAUUUACAUGUUUGCUAUGGUUGUCUCUCCAUUAUCCACAAGCUAGUAUACUUCAGCAAUUCAGACAUGCUCGCCCAAUUGCUUCAGGACAGCAACCUGUCAAGUUCUUUGGCUGGGGUGCUUUCUCGGAAAGAUCACCAUGUGCUGAUACUAGCUCUUCAAAUUGUUGAUACGCUUCUGCAGAAGCUAUCAGAUGUUUUCUUAAGCACCUUUGUCAAGGAAGGUGUUGUAUUUGCAAUCGAUUCACUUCUUUCCACAGGAAAAUGUUCACAGUAUGGGUCAAAUGGUGUUCAAUCAUCAAACGAGCCAACAAGUAAAACACCACCACCAACAGGUGCAUUGAGAUGCUUAUGUUUUGCUUUUGAUGAUAGCCAGACUCGGACCACUUCAGAAUCUGCCAGGAGUUGCAAGCUGGAGAGAGAGACUGUUCAGAAUCUUGCACAGCAUAUUAAGACAAAUUACUUUGCUCCAGAACUAAUGAGUCCUGAGAAUGGAUUAACUGCUGCCCUUCAGAAGCUAAGAACUUUAUCCUCUGCAUUGACAGAUCUGAUGAACAAAUAUUUGACCAAUGUUGAUGCUUCUUGUAUGCAACAUGAAACCUACUUUUAUGAGUUGCUUAGUCAGAUCAUCUCACAGCUAAAUGGGAAGAACUCCAUUUCCACUUUUGAGUUUGUCGAAAGUGGAAUAAUGAGAUCUGUAGUUAAUUUUCUUUCUAUUGGUCAAUAUCUUUCUGUGAAGACUGAAAAUGUUGGAGCACUUCUCCAGCAAUAUAAUAUUGAGAGGAGAUUUGAAAUGUUUGGAAGAUUACUUAUGUCGUCCUCAGAGCCAUUAUUUAUAGACUCGACUUUUAUAGCUCUAGUACAUCAAUUGCAAAGUGCACUGUCAUCGGUGGAAAAUUUCCCUGUUAUCUUAAGCCAAUCACCCAAGCUACGUAACUCAUAUGCUACUGUACCAUUUGGACGGUGCACCUCAUACCCAUGCCUUAAAGUUCAAUUUAUCAAAGGAGAGGGGGAGACAAUCCUGUUUGAUUAUUCAAAUGAAGCGGUGAACGUUGAUCCCUUUUCAUCUUUGGAUAUGAUAGAAGAAUAUCUUAGACCAAAAGUGAGUAAUAACAAAACAAACAAUGAUCCAAAAUCGCCCUCUCAAACUAUGGAUGAAGGAUCAGGUUCACAGUUUUCACCUGAUUUGAGCCCUUCUCAAGAGCAAAAUUCAGAUCCAAUGGAAUCAGAGAGCAUACACGAUGAUAUGAAUCAAAUGCAGCUUUCCAAGAGAGAGGGGAAUGCCAUAGCUGCAACCAUACCGGUGGAAAAAGCAAAUACAGAGCAGGCCAAUGCUGAACCUAUGGACAUAGCAUAUAAUAUGGAGUCUGUGGAGCACGGAAGGCUAUAUCUGUCUGAAAAUAGUAUUAUGAGUACCGAGUGUCCUCAAUGCAGUGGGGAAGACCUUCCAAUGAAAUUGUCAUUCUACUUGGAAGGACAGAAACUAAAGAACAAGUUAACACUAUAUCAAGCUAUACUUCAGCAGCAAAUUGAAGGAGAAAGUGAUGCAAUCAUUAAUCCUAAGGUUUGGAAUCAAGUCCAUAAAAUAACAUAUAAGUCAUAUGUGAGACAAAAACAAAAUAGUGCCAAAAAUUGUCUUCACAGGACACAUCAUUCACCUUUACAAGACAAGCAUACACUGUGGCAACAGUACACUCCAUUUUUCUCUAACAUAUUUGCCUCAGGAUUGGUUGAUAUGGACACAUCCAGUCCAACUUAUGAUAUUUUGUGUCUCCUUAGAUGUUUGGAGCAAAUGAACAGGUUCAGAUUUCAUCUAAUAUCACGUGAAAGGGUAUAUGCUUUUGCAGAAGGGAGGACCAAUGACCUGGAUAGUUUGAACUCUGAUAACUUGCCUGUGCAUCAAACUGAAUUUGUCAGCAGCAAAUUGACUGAUAAACUAGAACAGCAGAUGAGGGACCCUCUUUCAGUAUCCGUUGGUGGUAUGCCUUACUGGUGUGUACAAUUAAUGGAUUCAUGUCCGUUUUUGUUCAGCUUUGAGGCAAGAUGUAAGUAUUUCCGUCUGGAAAUAUUGGGCAAGCAGCCAGUUGAACAUCAUUUACAAUCUAAUAAUAGUAGUCGAGGCCUGACUGGAAGGCAGCUACCGCGUAAAAGGUGUAUGGUUCACCGAAACAAGAUUCUGGAUUCUGCUUCCCAAAUGAUGGAACUCCAUGCUGGACAAAACGUUGUGAUUGAGGUGGAGUACAGUGAUGAGGUGGGUACUGGUCUUGGACCAACCUUGGAAUUUUACACAUUGGUCAGUCAUGAGUUUCAGAGAAGUGGUCUUGGUAUGUGGAGAGGUGACUGUAUGUCAAGUGGCAGCAUUGGUAUGGAGGAUAGUAAUACCAAUCAUCAUGGAAGCCUUUUGUCUCCUUUUGGCCUAUUCCCUCGUCCAUGGUCAUUAUCUGUUGAUGUCUUAGGUGAAAUUGAAUUUUCUGAAGUGCUUAAAAAGUUUUUCCUCCUCGGCCAAAUUGUGGCAAAGUCUCUUCAAGAUAGCAGGGUUUUGGAUCUUCCUUUCUCCAGAGCAUUUUACAAGCUAAUUCUUGGGAAGGAGCUCAGUCUAUACGAUAUUCAGUCAUUUGACCCUGAUUUAGGAAGGACUUUUCUGGAAUUUCAUGCUAUUGUUGAAAGAAAAAGGCAUCUUGAAGCUUUGUGUGAGGGAAAAUCUACUCUAAUGCCUGACUUGUACUUCCGGAACACCAAAAUCGAGGACCUUUGCCUUGACUUCUCUCUACCCGGCUAUACAGACUACAUCCUUACUUCUGCUUCUAAUUCGGAACUGGUGGAUGUAUCCAACUUAGAGGAUUAUGUUUCGCUCAUUGUGGAUGCAAGUAUAAGGUCUGGAGUUUCCAGGCAGGUGGAAUCUUUUAAGUCUGGUUUUAAUCAGGUUUUCCCUAUCGGGCAUCUUCAGAUAUUCACUGAAGAAGAACUAGAACGUUUACUAUGCGGAGAACGCGAUAUUUGGAAUUCAAAUGAGGUUGUUGAUCACAUCAAGUUUGAUCAUGGUUACACGGCUAGCAGCCCUCCUGCUAUAGAUUUAUUGGAAAUCAUACAAGAAUUUGAUCACGAGAAGCAGAGAGCUUUCCUACAAUUCGUGACUGGAGCUCCAAGGUUGCCUCCUGGUGGCUUGGCAUCUCUCAACCCUAAACUCACGGUUGUUCUCAAGAAAUGCAGCAAAUGUGCUGAUGACGACCUCCCUAGCGUGAUGACAUGUGCCAAUUAUCUUAAGCUGCCACCUUACACUUCUAAAGAGAAAAUGAAAGAGAAACUAUUAUAUGCCAUAACCGAGGGGCAGGGCGCCUUCUUCCUUUCGUAGGGUAAAGCCAGGCAGGUAAAUAAUGUGAAUACUUAGUUAUCAGACUAGGCAGAUGGUGUUGAUGUACAUAGAAUGACUAAGAAGUGGUUCUGGCCUUUGGAUCUGACUUAAGAAGAAGAAGAUGAUGACAAAGAGGUUUGAAACUCAUUCUAGGGAUUUGUACAGAACUUUGUUGGAUAGUAUUGAACAUGGAUAGAUGCUUUAUAUUAAUACCCAGUGUGGGUUUGAAUAAAAAAAAAGUGUUUCC
This is a messenger RNA of Cuscuta campestris, 5442 nucleotides long. The record is from the annotation of a GenBank genome assembly. NCBI's taxonomy places the organism in Eukaryota, Viridiplantae, Streptophyta, Magnoliopsida, Solanales, Convolvulaceae.